AUGUUUCCUUCGUCUUCUGGCCCAGGUCAACGACCGUCGGUGGCUCCUGACGGGUUCUGGUUUCCUGCCCCUUCUGUUCCUUCUCCUUCAUGCUUGCCACACGUGUUGCAACUAUCUCUGGGUUCAUCGACGUCAGCUUCCUCGAAUUUGUCGUUUCAACACUCGCAUCGUUCGUGGCCGAAUCUGUAUCCACCUGUCGUUCCGCCUCCGUCGUUCCCAGGUCAUGCAGCUCCAUCUAUGCCAUCUCCAUUUCCCUCUUCUUCUUUUGUUAUGUCUUCGUCAUUUAGUCCUUUCUUACAACCGUCUCUUUCCACACCGAACUUGAAUCCUUACCCUAGUAGUGUACCGUCGAAUAUUUCUCAGCACCAGCGACCGUCUAUACAUACACAACAACAACAGCAACAGAACGCCAGUAACAGUAAUAAUCCUUUUCUUAAUUUGCAGAAUAACAGUCAGCCAAUACAUAAUACCUAUAAUUACUUUACAUAUUCUUCUCCAUCUUCAUCUGUUUCCACCCCAUCCACGACCUCAAUUCCGGAACUGACAGGGCGGACGACCUGGGGAUUAUGGGUUCAUGGCAUCAAGUCGCUGGCGGAUAUCAAUGGGGUACUACCUCACAUCAUCGAGGAACCAAUGCCGGGUGUAGUGGUGAUCAACCCUAUGUGUCGCCCUUCUUACCCCCCUGUGUUAUCGCCAGAUCCGUCUCCCCAAGAAUGGGACACCUUUGUAGCGUGGCAUCGUAAAGAUGCGGUCAUGAUUCAUAUCCUGACCUCACGACUGUCGGCUGAUGUUUCUGCAGUGCUUCCCAUGGUCGAUGAUCAUGGGGGCGCCGAACGAGAAUUCACUGUGCGCACCCUAUUGGGUAUUUUGAGGAAGCAUUUUGGCCUGGGUCAACCAGUGCAAGCACAUGCAGCUCGAGAGGCAUUACGCACGUACACAGUGGAUAUGAGGAACGUGUCCAGGUUCAUACAGCGCUGGCGUUCGACGAUUCUUUCGUUGAGGGCUGAACAAUACCCGAUCAUUUACUUUGACGUGGCAUUGAAUCUGGUGAAAAACCUACCCAAAGAUGGUGGUUGGUAUCUUCCAAUCCGUCAAGAAGUCACUCGCGAUUGUGGUCAGGCGGCGGAUGCCAUUGAUUUCGCGUACUUCGACUCGUUGAUGGAUCGUGUACUGGACCUGGAUACUCAAUGGCGUCUUUCUAAACCCUCGUCUCGUACCCUCCGAAAGAAAUGUGACAUCUGUGGUCAACAAAGUCACACUACCGAACAGCAUGACCCAUCUAAACAGAAGGCUAAUGACAUUUCGUCCACUGGACUGUCCUCCUCCCCAUGCAAAUCCCAGACCUCCAGACAAGUCCUAUUCUACUCCGCAAGCAAAUUACACAGAUACGACUGCAGAACCGACUACCUCUAG
This is a messenger RNA of Desarmillaria tabescens, 1413 nucleotides long. RefSeq lists its product as uncharacterized. Bases 1 to 1413 code for a protein of 470 amino acids. The record is from RefSeq and is a predicted model, not a curated record. NCBI's taxonomy places the organism in Eukaryota, Fungi, Basidiomycota, Agaricomycetes, Agaricales, Physalacriaceae. The transcript has a single exon.